Molecule: messenger RNA, 1943 nt
Organism: Fundulus heteroclitus (mummichog)
Lineage: Eukaryota; Metazoa; Chordata; Actinopteri; Cyprinodontiformes; Fundulidae
Gene: waca
Product: WW domain containing adaptor with coiled-coil a
Exons: 13
Coding region: 195-1820 (541 amino acids)
Biological process (GO): positive regulation of TORC1 signaling; regulation of autophagy
Cellular component (GO): nucleus
Molecular function (GO): RNA polymerase II complex binding; chromatin binding
Source: RefSeq, a predicted model, not a curated record
CCGCUGGUAGCGGUGCAGCUCGGCGCUCUCAGAGUGGGAGAUGGACUGAGCGAGGGCGCUCUUCAGACCAGCGCUCCCGAUAGCAGUGCUAAUAUUACACCAACAGGCGAUCCCAGGUCGUCGAAUCGCAGGCAAAACAUAGCGUCGCUAUCACGUCUUUCACAUCCCACUCCAAACACACUAACACGGCAUUGAUGGUAAUGUAUGCAAGGAAACAACCGAGACUCGGCGAUGGGUGCGACCGAAGAGAUUCUCAGCCCUAUCAGACUCUCAAAUACUCGUCCAAAAGCCACCCAGGAGGGGAGCAUCGUCACGAGAAGAGCCGCGACCCCGCAGAUGUCACCCCUCCGUGCAAAGUGCUGCGCAGGUCCGACAGCCCGGAGAACAAGCACGCCGACGGCCACGGCCGGCCGAAGGCCGUCCACGCGCACCGCAUCAGAGAGAGGGACGGAGGACCCAGCUUUUCCCCGCAGGAAAAUUCCCACAACCACAGCUCGCUCCACAGCUCCAACUCGCAUCCUAACCCCAGCAAGACCUCAGACACACCUUACGAGCCCGGCGACGACUGGUCGGAGCACAUCAGCUCCUCUGGGAAGAAGUACUACUACAACUGCAGGACAGAGGUGUCCCAGUGGGAGAAGCCCAAGGAGUGGCUGGAGAGAGAACAGAGGCAAAAGGAGGCGACAAAGACGGCCGUGGUCAACAGCUUCCCCAAGGACCGGGACUACAGACGGGAGGCCAUGCAAGCGACGGCAGCCCCCGGCUUUGCUGGACCCAAGUCGACUCAUGUGGAGAAGCCCGCGGCGACUCUCCCCUGCCAGUCCCAGUCGUCGUCCUCGGGUGCGGGGAGCUUGAACCCGUCGUCGGGGCCACCCGGGUCGUCGGCAUCCACCGUGCCUGUCUCCCCCGUCCUCCAGUCCUCCACUCCCCCCAUCCUGCAGGACCCCAACCUGCUUCGCCAGCUUCUCCCCGCUCUUCAGACGGCGCUGCAGCUCAACAACGCCAGCGUGGACAUGGCAAAAAUCAACGAAGUUCUCACGGCCGCCGUCACACAAGCGUCGUUACAGUCGAUGCUCCACAAGAUCCUCACCGCUGGACCGUCGGCUUUCAACAUCACCACCAUCCUCUCCCAAGCGGCCCAGCUCUCCAACCAAGCUCAACAAUCAAAUCAGUCACCGAUGUCUUUAACAUCAGACGCCUCGUCGCCAAGGUCCUACGUGUCGCCGCGGAUCAGCACGCCGCAGACAAACGUGGGGUCUUUGAAGCCCCACCUCAGCGCCCAGCCGGUCAUCCCACAGUCAAAAGUGAGCAGCCCAGCCGUGAAGCAGCCUCCUCAUUCCCAACCCGCAUCCCAGCAGUCCCUGUCCAGCGAGAAGCCACACAGCCACGACCCCACCACGGCCUCCCCACGCUCGCUCCAGCGCCAAGGCAGCCAGAGGAGUCCGUCUCCUGGACCCAACCACGUCGGCGCCGGCAGCAACGCCUCCAACUCGGCCUCGGCGCCCCCCGGCGCCUCCACGGCCCGGGCCCCCUGCUCCUUCACCCCCACGCUGGCCACCCACUUUAACGAGAACCUUAUCAAGCACGUGCAGGGCUGGCCCGCAGAACACGCAGAGAAACAGGCGUCCAGACUACGCGAGGAGGCCCACAGCAUGGGCAGCAUCUGCAUGUCGGAGAACUGCACCGAGCUGAAAAACCUGCGCUCCUUGGUGCGGGUCUGUGAAAUCCAAGCCACGCUGCGGGAGCAGAGGAUAUUGUUUCUGAGACAGCAAAUCAAAGAACUGGAAAAGCUGAAGAAUCAGAAUUCCUUCAUGGUGUGAGGACUUUGGGUGGAGAGCCGCAGCUGGUUUUGGGAGGGGAAAGAGGGAGGCGGGCAGACCUAUUGCACAUAGUGGACAGGUGGAAGGAGAGCGCUUGUUGGGUUCCUCUUGAACCCAGUCUUA